UAUGUAUAUGUCUAACAAAUACGGGAGUCCAUUGUCAAAUCUAAAGUUAAACCAUCGGUUUUACUUUUUUCAGUAAAAAAUGUAACUCUAUAUCAAAACCAUUUAUGGAUAAAUCUUAAUAAUAUAUAAACUAAAAAUAAAAAAUCAGUAAGAUGGAAAAGUUUCACGUGAUAUUGUCGGCUAUAUUUUUAUUUUACAACAGUUGUGACUGUUAUAAAUAUAAGGAAGCAAAGAUACUUCGUGAGUACUUAUUUGAUGCUACGAGAUAUGACGAAUCUAUACGACCGGUGAUAGACAGCUCAACAGUAACAAAGAUAACUGUUUCUCAGUUUCUUCAAGGGAUUUAUGGUAUUGACGUAAUGACUGGAUAUAUGUGUACCUAUUCCGUCAUAACUAUGACAUGGUUGGACGAACUAUUGACGUGGAACAGUUCUGAUUACGGUGGUAUAACAAAACUCACGUUACAGCCAGGAACAUGCUGGACACCACAACUCAUACACACAUAUUCUGAUUUUUGCAAAGGUAACCAAGCCGAGGGAAUUUCUGAAUCUGCAAAUAUAACACUGACAAAUGAUGGUACGGUUUCUAUGUAUUAUAGUGCAUUACUUGAGGCUAAAUGCGCUAUUGACAUGAAACUGUUUCCGUUUGAUGAACACAUCUGUUGGAAUCAAUUCUAUUCAACAAAAUAUACAGCAGACGAACUUAAAAUUCACUUUAACGAAAGGAGCAUUCAUGACAAACAAAAUUACAGAGAAAAUCCAGAGUGGGGGCUUCAUUCUGAGGGUCAAUUUGUGUACGACUUCAACGAUAAUUUGUCGUCAUUACCCAUGUCAUAUGCAGCAACUCAUAUGACUCUGAAAAGGAGACCUAGCUUCAUCAUCAUUAACAGUUUUGCUCCAGCUUGGCUUGUGUCAAUUCUGAUACUUUUAACGCCCUUAGUUCCACCUGAUUCUGAAAGACUUUCCCUCGCAAUAACAACCUAUCUUGCCAUGGUGUUCAUGAAUGUUUAUUUUGUUUCCGAGAUUCCAAGAAAUUCCAUUGAAAUUCCUUUAAUAUCAACAAUUAUACUUGCUUUUAGUGCCAUCUCUACAUUUGGUAUUAUUUGGAGUAUUUUCAUAGUUUGCUUGUCAAAAACGUCAACCAAGAAAUCUCAAGUUCCUGAUCUUAUAAGAAAACUAUUGUGCAUAUCUAUCAAGGAGAAUAAGCAGAGAGAUAAAAAUAUUUCUGUUAAGAAUGUUGAAAAAAUGGAAAAGUCAGUUGACGAAAGAAUAACCAAGUUUACCGGAAAUGACGUUGUUGAUAACACAGGAUGGUACGACGUGUCAAGAUUCCUCGAUAAAAUCUACUUUGUAACUUCAAUUCUAACUGUAGUCGUAACUUCUUUUACCAUUUCUAGAAACACCAACACAGAGUGAAAAUAACAUUUUUCUUUAUAAUAUAUUAUCAACUAUGCGACGUUAUCUUUAAAACGGCCAUCAGCUUUUGUGAAGGUUGAAAAUUUUUAAUUUUUAGAUGUAUCGUUUUAUAUAUUGUUAACAAACCAAAAGAAUUUAGGUAGAAAAUGAAAUUUGCGAAUCCCUGAAUACAUCUAAUCCACUGGUCCACUCUCUUUACGUAUAUAUGUAAAGUCGACAAUUCGGUUUCCACAUUUUCUACGUAUAAAAACGACACUGAAAA
Molecule: messenger RNA, 1677 nt
Organism: Ruditapes philippinarum (Manila clam)
Lineage: Eukaryota; Metazoa; Mollusca; Bivalvia; Venerida; Veneridae
Product: acetylcholine receptor subunit delta-like
Exons: 2
Coding region: 153-1415 (420 amino acids)
Biological process (GO): monoatomic ion transmembrane transport; signal transduction; chemical synaptic transmission
Cellular component (GO): synapse; neuron projection; membrane
Molecular function (GO): transmembrane signaling receptor activity; neurotransmitter receptor activity; extracellular ligand-gated monoatomic ion channel activity
Source: RefSeq, a predicted model, not a curated record